This is a messenger RNA of Geodia barretti, 961 nucleotides long. Lineage: Eukaryota; Metazoa; Porifera; Demospongiae; Tetractinellida; Geodiidae. The record is from the annotation of a GenBank genome assembly.
UGUGCUAAGUUGUACUGCUACAACCAUGGCAGAAGGCGGAUACGGAGGCCACGAGUAUGACUUUGUCAACGAGUCACUAGAUCCAAAGUACUACUGUCUGGUGUGUCGGAAUGUUCUCCGAGAACCAAUGCUCACCGACUGCUGCGGCCAACACUACUGCAAGUCCUGUCUCCAGCAGUGCAACAGGAGCAGUUACACCAGGCGAUGUCCCCACUGUCGCAGGGAAAACUACCAGUCCAUCCUUGAUCAGUCAAUGCAACGAGAUAUCAACCAACUCAAAAUCUACUGCGUCAAUCGCUCGAGUAAAAACUGUUGGUGGAGAGAUGAGCUCUCGAAACUGCCUCGGCAUCUCAACACCUGCCCACAACGGGAAAACAUGGAGUCCUUGGAAAAGUACCCCAGUGGAUGUGGAAAACUGAUAAAGAUGGGGGAGAUUGAAGCACACAGAGAAACGUACCCACUAGAAGAAGUUACAUGCAAUCUGCAAGGACCUAACGAAAACAAUGAAGUUGUUACCUGUGGACAGGGAGUGCUGCGUCUUGAACUGCCAAUUCAUGAAAAAAUCUGCCCAUUUCGCACAUUCGAGUGCAAGUUCUGCAAGAAAGCCAGCACCUAUGUUUCCAUCACUGGCCAAGCACACACCGAUGUGAAACAGCCCAAGAAACCACCAGAGAGAGGCCACUACGCAGAGUGUCCAGACUAUCCUCUGUCCUGCAAGAAUAAGUGUCGGUCUGGAGAGAUCAGGAGAGCUGACAUGGAACAGCACCUCGGGGAGUGUCCUCUGGAAACGAUCCAAUGCGAGCAUUGGGAAGAAGGCUGCAACGAGAUGGUGCGACGAAAAGACAUGGGUGGACACAUGAAGGCCUUCAAGAAGCAGCACCAAGAAUACGUGAGGUUUGCAUACUUGCAUAAAAAGAAAGACAUGAAGAUCUGAAAGUGGAGCUAAGGUCUACAAAAGAUG